AUGUAUGGAUACAAUUCACUAGGAUAUGAUCGACAUGGAUAUAACCGCCAGGGCUAUGACAAAGACGGAUAUAAUAUCAGUGGCUUUGACAUUUCUGGAAACCCUGACCAUAGAGGCAUUUACAAUAAGUACGGAUUUAAUCGAGAAGGUUUUAGUCGCACAGGAUUUGAUAGCAUUGGAAUAGAUCAGUUUGGAUUUUUCAACGACUCUUUCAAUUUGGACAACUUUGAUCCCUCUGGGUACGAUAUUACUGGAUACAAUCGUUAUGGAUUCAACAGACAAAUGUAUACACCAUAUGGAUACCACACGAAUGGAUCCUUUCAUCCAGAUGUCAAUGUAGCCAGCCUUGGACUCUUUGACUCCAAGGGCUAUAACAAAUAUGGAUAUAAUGCCAAUGGAUUUGAUCGCAAUGGAUAUGAUAUUUUUGGUUUCACAUCCAAGGGAUACGAUAAUAGAGUCUGCAACUUUUACUUCAAUGGCCCUUUCCAUGUGUUGGUAAAGCAUCGGGUCGCCACAACACUAAGUACACUGAAUACUUCAACUCUGUCUGGGAUUUCAAGGAUCUGCCCCCAGGUCACACCCCUUCCUGAGCAGAUUAUUUAUCAGGAUUGGUUUGAUCGUCAGGGUCAGAGGUCAACAUUGUAUGACCUGUAU
Lymnaea stagnalis (great pond snail) is the source of this 654-nucleotide messenger RNA. NCBI's taxonomy places the organism in Eukaryota, Metazoa, Mollusca, Gastropoda, Lymnaeidae. The record is from the annotation of a GenBank genome assembly.